AUGACUCGUGUUCGUCGCAAGCGCAUGCACUGCAACAACAAGGAGUUGCACCACAAGUACAAGACAAAGCGCCGCACCAAGGAUCUCGACCAGAUCCAGGAGGACCUGCUGCCCGAGAACCGGUCAAAGUUCCAGAGCAUGCCCGAGGAUGAAGACCUGCCUGGCCUCGGCCAGCACUACUGCAUCGAGUGCAGCAAAUUCUUUGUCAACGACCUGACACUAAAGGAACACAAGCGCGCCCGUGAGCACAAGCGCCGCAUCCGCGACCUCAAGGUGCCCGCAUACACACAGAAGGAGGCCGAGGCCGCUGCAGGCCUGACAACAGACAAUGGCAAGAGCCUUGCCAUGUCAGGCCGGGUCGCUGGUCCCCAGUCGCUGCUGUCGCUGAAGCAAAAGAACGAGGCGGCCAAGGCGGCGAUGGAUGUCACUGCAGUCUAG
Linderina pennispora is the source of this 438-nucleotide messenger RNA. RefSeq lists its product as uncharacterized. The transcript has 2 exons. The coding region runs from base 1 to 438 and encodes 145 amino acids. Lineage: Eukaryota; Fungi; Kickxellomycota; Kickxellomycetes; Kickxellales; Kickxellaceae. The record is from RefSeq and is a predicted model, not a curated record.